Telopea speciosissima is the source of this 977-nucleotide messenger RNA. RefSeq names its product probable indole-3-pyruvate monooxygenase YUCCA10. Gene Ontology annotation, molecular function: flavin adenine dinucleotide binding; NADP binding; N,N-dimethylaniline monooxygenase activity. Bases 18 to 977 code for a protein of 319 amino acids. The transcript is spliced from 4 exons. The record is from RefSeq and is a predicted model, not a curated record. Lineage: Eukaryota; Viridiplantae; Streptophyta; Magnoliopsida; Proteales; Proteaceae.
GAGAAGUUAAAGAAAAAAUGAAGGAAACAACAGUGAUCGUAGCAGGUGCUGGUCCCUGUGGAGUUACAAUUUCUGCUUCUUUAAACCUUCAGUCCAUCCCUCACAUAGUUCUCGAAAGAGAUGAUAUUUUCUGUCCAAUGUGGACAAAAUUUUCUUACGAUCGUCUCCACCUUCACUUAGCCAAAGGGUUCUGUGAGCUUGCCCACAUGCCAUUCCCUAAGUCUUACCCAACUUAUGUUCCAAGAAAGCUAUUUGUUCAAUACUUGGAAGAGUACAUGACCCGGUUCAACGUGAAACCAACUUAUAACCGGUCCAUAGAGUCUGCAACAUAUGAUAAAGCUGCCGGAAAAUGGUUCGUCAAGACGAGGAACCCCAAGACGGAUGAGAUUGAAGAGUACUGCUCAAGAUUUUUUGUUGUGGCCACCGGCGAAACCACCGAUCCGUUCGUGCCGGAGAUCAAAGGGAUGGAGACCUUCACAGGCCAAAUCUUGCAUUCCACACAGUACAGGACUGGGAAACCUUUCACCAACAAGAGUGUUUUAGUUGUUGGGUGUGGUAAUUCUGGCAUGGAACUUGCUUAUGAUCUAACACUCUUUAAUGCUAAGACCUCCAUCGUUGUUCGACACCCGAUCUACAUUAUAACCCGGUGGAUGGGUUAUAUAGCGUUAGUGUUGUUCCCACGUUUGCCCUUUGCCUUGGUGGAUGCAUUAGUUGCCCUAAUGAGCAGGUUGUGGUUUGGUGAUAUGAGCAAGUAUGGGAUCGAGAAGCCAACAGAAGGUCCUUAUGAAAGGAAAGAAAAGUAUGGCAGGUUUCCAAUUAUCGACGUCGGCACCGCCGCUAAGAUUAAGUCCGGCGAGAUUCAAGUUUUACCAGGAAUAUCAUGCAUAAAUGGUGAUGAAGUGCUCUUCACAAAUGGCAAGUCCUAUCAUUAUGAUGUGAUUGUAAUGGCUGACGGGAUUCAGAACAUAGGUCAAUAA